GCUGUUGAUUUUGGCACAGCGCGGCGCACAGAGAGAGACGCCCACAGACGCUCAAAGCGAACGCACAGAAUCCGCCGAUAGGGACCAAUUUGUGUCAGUCUCGUUGUGUGAAGAUUUAGACAAGAGCAGCAGCAGUGCAGACACGGUAGCAGCAGUAGAAGAAGGAGUAGCAUUACUAUAAGGAAGGAAAAACACUAGAUAGCCACACAGCUCUCUCUCUCUCUCUCUCUCUCUCUCUCUGAAGAAGGUUGCAUUGCCUUCCUUCCUCCUCCUCCUCCUCCUGGAAUCCAGAUAUGAGGUGAAGGUUAAAAUGUUCUGAGCUUCUUGUCAAACCUCGGAGUUCCAUUGGUCCAUUCACAGGAAGACUAGUAUCAACAAACCGAUACAGACAACGCGAAAACGUACAUUUAUUUGUUUAUUUUGUUUUGUUUUGUUUGUUGUUGUACUGAAAGCAAAAACCGGAGGAUUUGAGAACGGAGUGAUAUCGGCCAGAAUCUCUCUCUCCCAUCUCCAACCGUAGAGAUGAAUACCAACGACGCUAAAGAGUAUCUCACCAGGCGGGAGAUACCGCAACUGUUUGAGAGCCUGCUGACAGGGCUGAUGUACUAUAAACCAGAGGACCCUAUAGACUACCUGGAGGUGUGUCUGAAGAAGGUGAGGGAACUUGGGGGACCAGACAGGGUCCGGUGGGACACAUUUGUCGGCCAGGAGAAGAAGUCCCUUCCCCCCAUCAACGGAGGACAGUCACGUCGGUCCUUCUUCAGAAACGUGCUCCCAGACAGUCCCAACUUCCCAUACCGGCGCUACGACCGUCUCCCUCCCAUCAGCCAGUUCUCCAUCGAGAGUGAUUCAGACCUGUCGGAGACCGCUGAGCUCAUCGAGGAGUACGAGGUGUUCGACCCCUCCAGGCCACGACCCAAAGUCAUCCUCAUCAUCGGAGGGCCAGGCAGUGGUAAAGGGACCCAGAGUCUGAAGAUAGCAGAGUGCUAUGGGUUUCAGUAUGUCUCUGUAGGAGAGCUGCUCAGGAAGAAGAUGAUUCACAACGCCACCAGCAACAGGAAGUGGAGUCUCAUCGCCAAGAUCAUCACCAAUGGGGAGCUGGCACCUCAGGAGACCACCAUCACUGAGAUUAAACAGAAGAUCAUGAAGAUUCCAGACGCUAAUGGGAUCGUGAUUGAUGGGUUCCCUCGUGAUGUGGGACAGGCACUUUCUUUUGAGGACCAGAUCUGUACUCCAGACUUGGUCGUGUUCCUGUCCUGUGCUAACCACCGUCUGAAGGAGCGUCUGGAGAAGCGAGCAGAGGCGACGGGUCGUCCUGAUGACAACCCCAAUGCGACAGAGCGCCGCCUCACCAACUUCAAACAGAACACCAUCCCCUUGGUCAAAUACUUCCAGGAGAGGGGACUCAUCGUCACGCUGGAUGCAGACCGAGAUGAGGAAGAAGUGUUUUGUGACAUCAGCAUGACAGUGGACAACAAGCUGUUUCCCUCCAAACAACCUGUCGCUGGCCCCAGUGAGCUGGAUCUCAGUCUCCUAGGAGACAAUACUAGUCUGGUAGACGUCCCAUUCAGAAAUGAAGAGCAGGUUGAAGAGGAGGAGGAAGAGGAGGAGGAGGAAAUGGGGUAUGCUGAAGGGACUGCAGAGAGUUAUCCUGCAGACAGGAAGAAACCUAAGGUUGUCUUUCUGAUGGGUGGGCCGGGCUCAGGGAAGGCUGUGCAGUGUGAGAGGAUGGAGGAGAGAUUCGGACUGCGUCGUCUGUCUCCUGGCGACGUCCUGUGUUCUGAACUACAGUCUCAUAGUGAGAGAGGACGUUACCUACAAGACCUGCUGGAGAGGGGGGAGAAGCUACCUGAGGACACGAUGCUGGAGCUGCUAUGUGAGUGUGUGACGUUAUCUCUGCGGCACGGGAGGGGCGUCCUCGUAACCAACUUCCCCCGAGACCUACGACAAGCUCUGGAGUAUGAAGCUAAGAUGGGGGAGCCCAGUGCUGUGAUGCUAUUGGACUGUUCCCCUGACACUAUGUUGUCCAGGCUGCAGUGUUCCGUCCUGUCCCGCUCCGCCCCCCAAACCACAGGCUGCCACCAAGAGAGAGACAGAGACACCAGCAGGAGGGUAGAGGGAUUCGCCAGUAACUGCCACGCUGUGACAUCACACUACCAACCCAAGAGUCUCCUACACAAGAUCGAUGCAGAGAGGCCUCCUGAAGAGGUGUUUGCUCAGAUCUGUCAGGCCAUGGACUCCUGCUAGAGGAACCCGCACAUCUCUACAACAUCACUACCAUCGCUGUUCCCAGAGCUCUCAACUACUCUCCUCCUCAGAUGCAUCCCAAAUGGCUACCUAUUCCGUAUAUAGUGCACUACCUUUUACCGGAGCCAUAUGGGCAAAAAGUAAUACACUAUAUGGGGAAUAGGGCUCUGGUCUAAAGUAGUGCACUAUAUAGGGAAUAGGGCUCUGGUCUAUAGUAGUGCACUAUAUAGGGAAUAGGGCUCUGGUCUAUAGUAGUGCACUAAAUAGGGAAUAGGGCUCUGGUCUAUAGUAGUACCACUAUAUAGGGAAUAGGGCUCUGGACUAAAGUAGUGCACUAUAUAGGGAAUAGGGCUCUGGUCUAUAGUAGUGCACUAUAUAGGGAAUAGGGCUCUGGUCUAUAGUAGUGCACUAUAUAGGGAAUAGGGUGCCAAUAGGGACGCAGCCCCCUCCUUGCCUCUGCUACUCUGAAGAGACCCGGCCACAAGACUCUCACACUUUUUCUCUCACACUUUUUCUCUCACACACACACACACACACACACACACACACACACACACACACACACACACACACACACACACACACACACACACACACACACACACACACACACACACACACAUUUAGAAAGAGAAAUCACUCAAAUGUCUUGGAAAUACAUCGUAUAUCUAUGCUGCAGUGGGAACAACUCUCGUAUUUGUAAUGUGUAGCUGUAGUGGUGGUAAACAAAAUAAAUAGAUACAUAAACACUGAUGGCAUUUCGUGGUGAAUAAAGUAACGCUCCUUAUAUUUUCAAAGCAUUUUUUCCGCGAUAAAUACUGUUAUAUUAUAUUACGCUUGCAA
Messenger RNA from Salmo salar (Atlantic salmon), 3090 nucleotides. RefSeq names its product adenylate kinase 5 (gene ak5). Gene Ontology annotation, molecular function: nucleobase-containing compound kinase activity; ATP binding. NCBI's taxonomy places the organism in Eukaryota, Metazoa, Chordata, Actinopteri, Salmoniformes, Salmonidae. The record is from RefSeq and is a predicted model, not a curated record. Gene Ontology annotation, biological process: nucleobase-containing compound metabolic process.